This is a messenger RNA of Fusarium coffeatum, 1425 nucleotides long. RefSeq lists its product as uncharacterized. The record is from RefSeq and is a predicted model, not a curated record. The transcript has 3 exons. The coding region runs from base 1 to 1425 and encodes 474 amino acids. Lineage: Eukaryota; Fungi; Ascomycota; Sordariomycetes; Hypocreales; Nectriaceae. Gene Ontology annotation, molecular function: monooxygenase activity; oxidoreductase activity, acting on paired donors, with incorporation or reduction of molecular oxygen.
AUGUCUGAAUCGCAAGAGGCCCCCAAAACUAAGAAGCGGCUCAUCAUCAACGCCUUUGUUGAAUCGUGCAGUGGUCAUCAAUCGCCUGGCCUUUGGAGACAUCCAGAUGAUAAAUCGUGGGAUUUUAACAACAUCAGUCACUGGGUGAAAUUGGCUCAACUUCUUGAGAAGGGAAAGUUUCACGGCAUUUUCAUCGCUGAUGUCCUUGGAUCUUAUGAUGUCUACAAAGGCCCCCGCAACCCAGACCCUGCCAUCAUUUCAGGCGCCCAGUGGCCUGUCAAUGAGCCCUUGGCUACUGUGCCAGCUAUGGCUGCAGCUACCAGGAACAUCGGGUUUGGUGUAACCGUAGCUACUACUUAUGAGCAGCCCUAUCAUCUUGCCCGCAGACUCAGCACUGUGGACCAUCUGAGUGGUGGAAGACUGGGCUGGAACAUCGUUACCGGUUAUCUUGACUCUGCUGCUCGAAAUCUCGGUCAUACUGAGCAACUGAGCCACGACGAGAGAUAUGCCAUUGCCGAAGAAUACGUCGAUGUCACUUACAAGCUUUGGCAAUCAUCCUGGCGCGAUGACGCAGUCAAACUUGACCGUGAAAAGGGCAUCUACACAGACCCCUCCCUAGUCCGUCUCAUCAACCAUUCCGGAAAAUACUACACCGUCCCCGGCCCUCACAUCUGCCAACCCUCCCCACAGCGCACACCCUUGAUCCUCCAGGCCGGUACUUCCAAGGCCGGAAAGAACUUUGCCGCCAAGCACGCCGAAGCCAUCUUCGUCGCCGGCCACAGCCCUGUUACGGUGGCGAAGAACAUAGCUGAGAUUAGAAUCCUAGCAAAAGAGCAGUUCGGCCGUGAUCCCAAAGCGAUAAAGUUCCUGGCCCUGUUGUGCCCGAUCAUUGGCAAGACGCAGGAGGAGGCUGACGCGAAGUACAAGGAUCUUGUAAGCUACGGCUCUGAAGAUGGUGCGCUGGCGCUGUUUGGGGGCUGGACGGGGAUUGACCUUGCGCAAUAUGGUGACGAUGAGGAACUGCGCUAUGUUGAAUCAAACGCGAUUCGCUCCGCCGUAGAGUCUUGGUCAAAGUCGAUCCCCGGUGUGCCGAAAUGGACCAAGCACACUGUCGCAAAUCAUAUCAAGGUCGGCGGUCUAGGAGCCACGGUCGCAGGAACUCCAGAGCACAUUGCAGACGAGAUGGAGCGAUGGGUCGACGAGGCGGACGUCGAUGGGUUCAAUCUGGCAUAUGCUCUCAUGCCAGCGAGCUUUGAAGAGGUCAUCUCUGAUCUGCUGCCGGUCUUGAGGAAGAGGGGGUUGUUUUGGGAGGAUUAUGCUGUAGAUGGAGGUACGUAUAGAGAGAAUGUCUAUGGGAAGAAGGGUCUUGCUCGACCGCCUGCUGAUCACCCAGCGGCCAAGUAUCAUUGGACCAAGGGCGAUUGA